This is a messenger RNA of Orbilia oligospora ATCC 24927, 1371 nucleotides long. RefSeq lists its product as uncharacterized. The transcript is spliced from 3 exons. Gene Ontology annotation, biological process: protein import into peroxisome matrix, docking. Gene Ontology annotation, molecular function: signaling receptor binding. Lineage: Eukaryota; Fungi; Ascomycota; Orbiliomycetes; Orbiliales; Orbiliaceae. Bases 1 to 1371 code for a protein of 456 amino acids. Gene Ontology annotation, cellular component: peroxisomal membrane; peroxisomal importomer complex. The record is from RefSeq and is a predicted model, not a curated record.
AUGGCCAACGAUACCGAUCCGAAAGACCAGCCGUCAGAGCCACAAUCCAGUCCAGCUGAACCCACACCCUCCCCGUCGCCCGAGAAGGAACCGCCCGCCGCACCAGCUCCGACCCCCGUCGAACCUAUCACCCCAGAACCAGAACCAGAACAAGAACAAGAACCGGAACAAGAGCAAGAGCAAAAGGAAUCAAUACCCCUUACCCGUUCCCAGUUAAUCGAACAGGCUCUCCGCUUCCUCCAAGAAUCCGAAGUCCAAAACUCCACGCGAACCAAGAAAAUCGCGUUUCUGGAGAGUAAGGGGUUAACUCGCGAUGAGAUCGAUGGUCUCCUCCCCGUCGAAAAGGGCGUUCCCAGCUGGCAGCUCCCGAAAUCCGGAUUGAAGAAACCGAUGGUACAAGCUGAACCUCCCAUGCCGCCGAUGCCGAGCGAGAGCUCCGCCAGUGCCGGGAGUAGUAAUAGAGCUCAUCGGAACGUCCAUGCUUCUUCGAUGGUAUCAACCGGCACAUCCACAUAUCCUCAAACCCCCCUCCCUCCUCGGCCAAAUGCCUCGGCUCCAAUUGUCACUUUCCCCGAAUACCUCCCCCCACCCCCACCUCCUCCACCAAUCUUCAACACCGCAACCCUAACCGCAGGAGCCUACCUCUUCGCUGGUGUCUCAGCCACGAUCUAUGCCGCUACAAAAUACUACUUCCAACCCCUCAUAGACAAUUUAACCGACUCCCGUCUCGAAUUUACCUCCCACACCCUCUCCAAGCUCGAUGAGAUGAACCAAAAGCUCUCAGACCUAGCCCACCGCCCUCUCCCCUCAGAAACCCAUCCAAACCCUCCAUUUGGAGUUUUACAACAUAAAUAUCCUCUAGCGAAAUACACCACCCGAACAACAUCAGACACAUUCUCCGAAGCAGACCUACUAGACGACGAAGCCGACAGAGAGAGUAUAUACUCCUACGCUUCAUCAACUCUACCAACUCGUACCUUCCACGUAGACGCACAAACCCAGACCUCACCUCACCAUUCAAUCGCCUCGGCUUCAGACCCAACUUCCCUACCACCCGAUGAAAAACUAGAUCGCAUCCACCGUCUUUUAAAAUCACUAAAAGACGAAGCAGACGAUGUAGUCCAAUCCGACGGCGGGGAGUUAGGUGGAAACGUAAAAGACUUGACGGAGUAUCUACAUAAUAUUACUUAUAAGGCUACAUACGGUGGCAAUAGCGCAAAUAGCUAUCUCCCACCAUACGUUAGUAUCUCUGGAGGUGCUGGGGCGCAAGGCAAAGGUGACGAAGAUGAGUUUGGAAAAGUGAAGGCUGAGAUUAGGAGUGUUAAGGGAGUACUUUUGAAUAUAAAGAAUUUCCCAGCCGGAAGUCGGUAG